CUCAUGCCAUCAAAGCUUUAGAUAAUAACAAAGAAGAUCCAUUGAGUGAAGUGCAUUAGUGGUAUUCAAAGAAAGCCUACAUGUUGGUGUACAUGCAUAAACUACAACCAGUAAGAGGUGAUAAAUUCUGAAAAUUUGAGCCAACACAUGCAAUGGAUCCACCAGAAGUACAUAGAAUGGUUGGUAGGCCAAAAGUAAAGAGAAAGAGAGAAAAAGAUUAGGCAAGAAAGAGAGAAGGAGUUUGGUCAGCUUCAAAAAAGGGGCUUGUGAUGACAUGUGGGCACUGUGGCAAUAGAGGUCACAACAUCAGAAAAUGUCCUUUGGUUGGGGAAUGUUCUCAAGAUGUGCCUCAGACAGCACCUCAGGACAGUCAAAAUUCAUAGUAUGCAUUUAUGCCUACUCCUGGACUGAGGGUGUUUACUAGUCCAGUCCAUGAAGUAACUCAAGCAUCAUCCUCUGUUUUACCAGAAAACAAGCAGACAAAAAAAUCUGUUGCACCUAAAAUCUGCUAUCAACAGUUUGAUGUAUCCCAAGGAAUACUUCAACAGUCUGUUACAUCGCAAGGCAUACUUCAACAGUUUGCUCCAUGUUCAGAUAUUGUUGAUGAUGAAAGUGAAUAUGAAAAUGGAGAUGAAGACAAUGAAGAGCCAAUUCUGAGGCCUAAAGUGAUAUCUGAAGCUAAGACUAGGCUUCAACAAAAGAAGUUGUUGCAAAAACCAACUGGAAUUAGAAAGAUCAACUUCAAAGGAGAUGAGACUGGUGUGAAUAUACCUACUAACUUGCCAUAUUCUCCAAAGAAAGUUACUUGGAAAGGAAAUGCAGCAAUGACCUCUAACCAGUUGGUGGAAAAAAAUGAAAACAGAGUUGGUAAACUGAAGGCUAAGAAGGCCAAGUGUUAGGGAAAAUUACAAUGACUGACUGUUUUUUUUUGUAAUGACUGAUUCAAGUACUAGUAUUUUACUUUUUUUUUUGGUGAAUCAGUUGGGAAAAUUGCUGUAUUGAUUCACCCGAAAAAAUCUUUUGUUAUGCUUAAUG
Molecule: messenger RNA, 1035 nt
Organism: Nicotiana tabacum (common tobacco)
Lineage: Eukaryota; Viridiplantae; Streptophyta; Magnoliopsida; Solanales; Solanaceae
Source: RefSeq, a predicted model, not a curated record